Messenger RNA from Acanthaster planci (crown-of-thorns starfish), 1596 nucleotides. RefSeq names its product NACHT, LRR and PYD domains-containing protein 1-like. Lineage: Eukaryota; Metazoa; Echinodermata; Asteroidea; Valvatida; Acanthasteridae. The record is from RefSeq and is a predicted model, not a curated record.
GUCUUCAUAUUACACCAAACGGUGACUUGCAAUAACACGGUCCAUGUCACCGUAGUAGACAGCAACUUGACCUAUACGUGUCCGAGGUCAAACAGAGUGCAUCAGUGUUGCGUUGCACCGCAGCAUGGUGCAACGAGUGGACUGAAGAACUUAGAAGCAACAAGAGAAACGGGACGGUAAAUGGAUUUUGAAUAACAUCGGGAUGGUUAAAUCCCAGUGUUUUUACAAAGAUAAACCGAAAUCGAUGAUUAUAUUUUACUCAUAUCUUCAUUUAGCCUACUAUACCUGCAUGUCAGUUUAUAUAAACAGGUCAAAAUUCUAUUUUGCUACAGGAAAACACUGAAAAUUCUGCCUAUAGGCGGCUACCCCCCCCUUCAUUGUUUUUCAUAUCUGCACAGUUUCUCCGUGCAACGGAGACAUUAAAUUCGGUCCAUGAUUAUCACUUUUUUAAUGUAAGAGACAAUAUUGCUACUUUAGGGGAAGGCUUUAAACUUUGAAGCAUGUAUAUUUGCAUCACUAAAAAAAAAUUAAUCCCUACGUUACGACAGUAAAAACCUUUCCAAAUGGUAACCGUAACAUCCCUUAAUCUUGUAUAUUAAACCACGAACUCGAAACCUUAAUUUGAAAACAAAACAAGGGCAUGUCUAGCUUUUUUACCUUUGACAAAAAAGAUGGAUUUUUUUGUAUCCUGAGUUAAUUCAGUAAAAUAAUAAUCAAUCACAAAAUUGGUAUAACUUGCCCAGAUGGGGUGUUCAUGGUUUUUUCCACUCUUGCUUUUUUACACAUUCUAUGACGAGGUUAGGAUUCAAGAUGCCGCUGUGUCAAAAUCCAAAAAAAUCUGGGCUGGAAAUCCCAGGUGACAUUGCACAAUCAGGGACUUCCCCUUUACCUUCCCGGCGAAACCGUGCGUGCGCGCGCUGACCCCGAUGUGCUGCGCAUAACAUUUGACAACCUCGUCUUCCUUGAGCGGGUCCUGCAUCCUGUAGUCGGUUGGCCAAAGUCGUCCAUGGUGGAGCGUAGCACCUGGGAACAAGAUGUUCUAUAUUGCUUAGUUUCUCGAUGAAUCAAGAUCAUGUGAACUUAAGUCUGCUACGGGCACAUUCUUCUCGUGUUCCCACCAAAGCUACGCCUACCUGUGAAUUCUCAAAAACGUUGUCAUCUUCCCGAGGAAGAUUGUAUGGAGAGAGCAAGAUGAAUCCAGUCAGAUUGGCAUCAGCCUUCAUUCUCGUACUGGUUGGUGGCAUGUGGAUGAAUGUGACCGUUGAGGGCAGGACAGUCUUCCUGGAGCGUGGCCAGCGUGGGAUCAUCCCUUGCCCUACCGUCCAAUCUCAGGAGUUGUCGCGAGGCAGUCUUGAUGGAGCUUACGUCUACUGGUACUUCUCCAACACGGAACCACUUUCCUUGCUGAUCUCCCUCUUUAGAGGGAGAGUUGAGCCCCAAAAUGAGAUUCCGGAGGGCGUCUACGACAUUGACGGGAAUUUCUCCUUGGUCAUCGAGAAUGUUACUGACUCAAAUGCAGGGACAUUUUUCUGCCGUAUUAAGCCAAGAGAGGAAGCACAGCAACAAGCAAUAUAUCAGUUGCCGUCAAAGGUGUGA